ACGUAGGAGGGUGAGUGAAGAAGAAGAAGAAGAGAUGAGCGUGGAAGAUCUUCCGAGGAAAGAGGUAAACGUGCUGAAGGGUCACGAGGGUGCCGUGUUGGCCGCGAGGUUCAACGCCGACGGCAAUUAUUGUCUGAGUUGCGGCAAAGACCGUACCAUACGCCUCUGGAAUCCCCACCGUGGCAUCCAUAUCAAGACCUACAAAUCUCACGCUCGCGAAGUCCGCGAUGUCCACGUCACACCGGACAAUUCCAAGUUAUGUUCCUGUGGUGGAGAUCGACAGGUGUUUUAUUGGGAUGUUGCAACUGGACGUGUAAUUAGGAAAUUUCGUGGCCAUGAUGGUGAGGUAAAUGGUGUCAAAUUCAAUGAGUAUUCAUCUGUUGUAGUAUCAGCUGGCUAUGAUCAAUCAUUGCGUGCUUGGGACUGCAGAUCCCACAGCACUGAGCCAAUUCAGAUUGUUGACACAUUUGCAGAUAGUGUGAUGUCUGUUUCUUUAACGAAAACUGAAAUUAUUGGAGGAAGUGUUGAUGGAACUGUCAGAACAUUUGACAUUCGUAUUGGCAGAGAAAUAUCUGAUAACUUAGGGCAACCUGUCAACUGUGUAUCGAUGUCAAAUGAUGGUAACUGCAUUCUAGCCGGUUGCUUAGACUCUUCUUUGCGCCUCUUGGAUAGAUCCACAGGUGAACUGUUACAAGAAUAUAAAGGACACACUAAUAAGUCUUACAAAUUGGAUUGCUGCCUAACCAAUACGGAUGCUCAUGUGACUGGUGGCUCUGAGGAUGGCUUCAUUUAUUUUUGGGAUCUUGUAGAUGCAUCUGUUGUGUCAAGAUUCAGGGCUCAUACCUCGGUGGUAACAAGUGUUAGUUAUCACCCAAAGGAAAACUGCAUGGUAACUUCUUCUGUGGAUGGCACCGUUCGAGUAUGGAGAACAUAAGAACAAAAUACAAGCACGAAGCUUAUAUGGUGUGUCCAUGCGGCCCAUACCAAUACCAAUUAGUGUAAUAAUGAUUACAUGUCCAAUUGCAAUUGGAGUUCCCAGACACGAUGUUGAUCUAUAUGGGCUUUUGAUUCGGAAGAUAGUAAAAGCAAGGUGACUCUUGUUGGUUGCUGCGCAUCUCUGACAUACGGUCAAAUCACAGUUUUUGACAUUUUUCUCCAAAAAGGGUUAGGGUACUGUAUAAUUCACUUGUGUCCAUUUAAUGAAAUAUGUUGUAUUUUAUCCGCCAUAUACGAAUUUCGCGGUUCAUCUCAUCCUGGUUUUACUAGUAGAUUUGGUUUUCCAAUGAUCCUCAAACGGUGAAAGCGGACAGCGAAGACUUGCAGGCUUGCAGCCAGUUAUUUUAAUUUGUGGGGUAAUCAAUCGUUUGAAGUAGGGAAAAAGACUCUCUUGUUCGGAUUAUAGAUGUAGGACGUUUUGGAUUGCUUAUUUCAUUAAUCCUUGAUUUAAUUAAUACCUUUUACACUUAA
This is a messenger RNA of Cajanus cajan (pigeon pea), 1467 nucleotides long. Its product is annotated as Transducin/WD40 repeat-like superfamily protein. Gene Ontology annotation, cellular component: catalytic step 2 spliceosome. Gene Ontology annotation, biological process: mRNA splicing, via spliceosome. Gene Ontology annotation, molecular function: protein binding. The record is from RefSeq and is a predicted model, not a curated record. Lineage: Eukaryota; Viridiplantae; Streptophyta; Magnoliopsida; Fabales; Fabaceae.